GGCGGCGGGGAUGGGGUUCGGCGGGCCGGGACCCGCUUGGCUCUGGGUGCUGCUGGCGCUGGCAGCCGCCGAGGGCCCGAUGGUGUCGGAGGAGGAGGAGGAAGAGGCUGCGGGUGGGUCGGUCUCGGAGGAGCCGUGCGGGGCGGAGGGCUGGGCUGCGGCUGCCGUCCCGCCGGGAGAGGCCUUCGUGGCCGCCGCCGCCUCGUACCGGGGGCCCGGCAAUAACGACACCCGGAGCAAUAAGGCGCUGCCCAUCCUGCUCUGGUGGAGCGGCAGCCUCUUCCCGCAUUUCCCCGGCGACACGGAGCGCAUCGAUUGCCCCCGCGGUUCCUGCCUGGUGACCCGCAGCCGCCGGGCGGCCCGGUACCGCCGGACCAAGACCCUCAUUUUCUACGGCACGGAUUUCCGGGCUUACGAAGCUCCUCUGCCCCGCUUGCCCCACCAGACCUGGGCGCUGUUCCACGAGGAGUCCCCCAUGAACAACUACCUCCUGUCCCACCCGCCCGGCAUCCGCCUCUUCAACUACACCGCCACGUUCCGCCGGGACUCGGAUUACCCCCUGACCCUGCAGUGGUUGCCCGGGGCCGGCUACCUGCGUGCCCCGGCCCUGCCCCUGGCCGAGAAGGAGCGGUGGAGGCAGCAGGGCUAUGCCCCUCUGCUUUACAUGCAGUCCCACUGCGAUGUCCCCUCCGACCGGGACCGCUACGUCCGGGAGCUGAUGAAGUACAUCCAGGUUGACUCCUAUGGGAAAUGCCUGCAUAACCGUGAGCUUCCCAGCGAGCGCCUCAGAGACACCUCUACAGCCACCACAGAGGACUCUGAGUUUAUGGCUUUGAUUGCCAGGUACAAGUUUCACCUGGCCCUGGAGAAUGCCAUCUGUGAUGACUACAUGACAGAGAAGCUGUGGCGCCCCAUGCACCUGGGUGCUGUCCCUGUGUACCGGGGGUCCCCGGCCGUGCGGGACUGGAUGCCAAACAACCUCUCCAUCAUUCUCAUAGAUGACUUUGAGAGCCCUCGAGAGCUGGCCAAAUAUCUGGAUUUCCUGGACAAGAAUGGAGAGGAGUACCUGAAGUAUCUGGAGUACAAAAACCUUGGUGGAAUCACAAACCAGUUCUUGCUGGAGAGCCUGGAGAGGCGGGAGUGGGGUGUGAAUGACAUGACGCUGCCUAAUUACCUGAAUGGCUUCGAGUGUUUCCUCUGUGACAGGGAGAACACCCGGGUCAAACAGGAGCAGGAGCACAAAAAGUCCCAUGGGAAGAGUCCAGCUCCCAGACCUCACAUAGCUCAGCCCAAGCACAUGGGAUGUCCGAUGCCAACCCCUGGGUUUGGAAGUCUUGAAGACCUUUCUGGGGAAGACAGUUGGAAAGAGAUGUGGCUGCAGGAUUAUUGGCAAAGCCUUGAUCAGGGAGAGGCCCUCACUGCUAUGAUUCAUCACAAUGAGUCUCACCAGGGAAGAUUUUGGGACUACAUGCACGAGAUCUUUCUCAAGAGGACGAGGCAACACUGACCCAGCUCUGGCAGAGCUGAAAAUUGCAUUGAAAGCUGAGACUGGAAAUUCAUACCUCACUCCAAAUGUUUGCCUUGAAAUAGAGGAAGAGCUCUCACAGAGACUUUUUUUUCUGGUGCAUGAGGUUUCUGUUAGGAUUGGGUUUCAGUGGAGGGGAUCUUAGCAACUGCUAUGAAUUGAGUUUCAGCUCUGGGGUGGGGAGCCACUCCUGACCUGCAGGUGUCAACAUGUGGGGCAAAAGAGGGAUUUACUCUUCUUAUGCAUUUGCUGGAGUUCCCUUGUGGCUUACCUGACUUCAGAGGAAGGUCUUUUCAGACUCUUGCUCAAAUGCCAUCAGUUAUUUCAGGGAUUUUUUUAAUAUCCAAAGUAUUAAUCAUUUUUAAUAAGUAUUUUAUCAGUCACUUACUCUUCUCAUUAAGGUAUACUUUCAGCUGCUAUUAACAAAUAGCCUUUCCAGUGAAGGAAUUACAAAAGACAAAUGUCUGUGGAGAGUAACUGUGCCUUAUGAAACUGCAGCAAUAAAGUCUCUUCUCCUCCAGUAAA
This is a messenger RNA of Calypte anna (Anna's hummingbird), 2050 nucleotides long. It is a transcript of the gene POFUT4, whose product is annotated as fucosyltransferase 11. The transcript has 3 exons. Gene Ontology annotation, cellular component: Golgi membrane. The coding region runs from base 11 to 1507 and encodes 498 amino acids. Gene Ontology annotation, molecular function: alpha-(1->3)-fucosyltransferase activity. NCBI's taxonomy places the organism in Eukaryota, Metazoa, Chordata, Aves, Apodiformes, Trochilidae. The record is from RefSeq and is a predicted model, not a curated record.